AUGGUGACCACUGGACUGUGGAUGCUGGCACAGAAGCAUAGGACAGGUAAAGACUUGCUGAAUUCAGCAUUCACACAGAAGGUUAAUCAACCCAAGUGCAGCUCGUUAGCAACUCUCCCUUUCCAGAUAGAGACCACAACACUCAGGAAACUCAAGGAACUGGUGAGCUGUUUAUCCCAGCCAGCAGAAAACACACAGGAUACAGGACAGAAGGCAGAGGUGAGGAAUAUGACAGAAAUCACAGAAAUAUUGCUGUUAGGAAUUCCAACUCUUCAGAAACAUAAGUUUUUAUCUUUCUCUCUGUUCCUUAUGAUUUACUGGGUGACAAUGUGUGGGAACCUCCUAAUCAUCUCACUGGUGGUGCACAGCAAGAAUCUCCAUUCUCCUAUGUACUUCUUCCUUACACAGCUUUCUGUGUGUGACAUUCUGAUGGCCACAGAUAUUGGCCCUCAUUCCGAGGCCCUUGUUCCCAAUAUGCUUUAUGUUGUCCUCAAUGACGGAGGCCUCAUAUCUCUCUUGGGUUGUAUCACUCAGUAUUUAAUAUUUUGUUCCUCAGCUUGUGCUGAGUGUCUCCUUCUGACAGCGAUGUCUUAUGACCGUUAUUUGGCCAUAUGUAACCCACUGCGGUACACUGCUAAAAUGAACCACAAGUUUUGUUUUAAAUUAGUUGUCAUGUGCUGGGUUAUAAGUUAUUCUGUGCUACUAAAUCAAGCUAUACCAAUAUCAAAGUUAUCGUUUUGUGGACCACAUGUGAUUGACCAUUUUUUCUGUGAUCAUGUCCCUUUGCUGGAACUUUCCUGCUCAGAUACUUAUGUAGUUAAAAUUGAAUCUAACUUGCUUUCCAUCCCAUUUGUUAUUUCCCCUUUCUUUAUAAUUAUUUUUUCAUAUAUCUAUAUUGUUUCCACCAUCCUAAAAAUCCCAUCACUUACUGGAAGACAUAAGGCCUUCUCUACUUGCAGCUCCCACCUGGCCGCUGUCUGCAUAUUUUAUGGCACCCUGAUAAGUAUUUAUGCAGUACCUAAGGAAGCAAAUUCACAAAGCAUAAGUAAACUCCUCUCUCUGCUGUACACUUUGGUAACACCUUUGAUUAACCCUAUCAUCUAUAGCUUUAGAAAUAAGGACAUGCAUCAAGCUUUUGAAAGGUAUGUCAGGAAUUGUUCUAUGAGUUAA
This is a messenger RNA of Pseudophryne corroboree (corroboree frog), 1170 nucleotides long. RefSeq names its product olfactory receptor 1496-like. Gene Ontology annotation, biological process: G protein-coupled receptor signaling pathway. Gene Ontology annotation, molecular function: G protein-coupled receptor activity; olfactory receptor activity. The record is from RefSeq and is a predicted model, not a curated record. The transcript has 3 exons. Bases 1 to 1170 code for a protein of 389 amino acids. Gene Ontology annotation, cellular component: membrane. NCBI's taxonomy places the organism in Eukaryota, Metazoa, Chordata, Amphibia, Anura, Myobatrachidae.